Effrenium voratum is the source of this 2106-nucleotide messenger RNA. The record is from the annotation of a GenBank genome assembly. Lineage: Eukaryota; Dinophyceae; Suessiales; Symbiodiniaceae.
AUGCAGGCGGGCUCCGUGCUGCUGGUGGUGAUGUGCGGCCGGAAGCAGAGGGAUCCUGUCACCUUCUUGGCCUUGCGGGGGCCCCAAGGGGCUGCCAUCUCAGCGCUGGCAAAGGCCGAGCUGUGGCAGGAGGCUUUGGGCUUGCUGCACCAGGUUUGGUCGGAGGCGGAUGUGGCAGUCUUCAACGCAGCCAUCAGCGCUUGCGACAAGGCGGGACAAUGGCAGCAAGCUGAGCAUCUCCUGCAGGAGUUCGAGUCCGUGUCCCCAGACCUGGUGACGUGGAACACGCUGCUGAGCGCCUACGCUUCUGGCGCCCAAUGGCAGCGGGCUGUGUGGUUGCUGGCGAGCAUGGCUUCCUCCAGCGCCGGCGCCAGCGCUGGCUUCGGCUUGUCCGCGGCGGCGCUGCCGGCGCCGGAGCUGCGCAGCUUCAACACGGCGCUGCACGCAGCGGCACGGGGCGCCCAGUGGCGAGUGGCCGUGGCGAUCUUCGCGCGGCUGGCGGAGGCGGCGCGGCCCAGCCAGCACAGCUGCAACACCGUGCUCCACGCCUUGGCGCGGGCCGAGCUGUGGCAGAGCGCGCUGCAGCUGCUGGAGCAGCUGCAAGCGCGAGGCGAGAGCGUCACGGUGCCCGGGUUCAGCGCAAUCAUGGGAGCCUGCAAGCAGCGGGGCCUGUGGCGCCAGGCCCUGGCGCUGUUGCCCCACGACGCCGACGCUCGGGCCUUCGCGGCGGCGGUGAGCGCCUGUGACGCUGGGCUUCAGUGGCAGCGCGCGGUGGCGCUGCUGGAAGUCAUGGCCCGAAGAGAGCUGGCCCCGAGCGUUGAGGCGCUAAGCGCCGCCUGCAGCGCCUGCGAGAAGUGCAGCCAGUGGUCCGCCGCCCUGGCGCUGCUCUUCUCCUCCACGACGCCCAGUGUGGUGACAUGCAGCGCGGCCAUCGCGGCCUGCGCCAAGGCGGGCCAGGGAAGGCGCUGCUGGCAGCUGUUGGAAGUCAUGGAGGACUGGCAGCUGGCACCUGACAAGGCGACCUACGGCGCGGUACUCGCCUUGCCACAGGGGGCCGGGCGGUUUCUGCCUUUGCUGGCGCGCAUGGACGCCGCCCGGCUCCAGCCGGACGCCGCGCUGCUCGCGGACUUCGCCGGCGCCGCGGAGGCCGCGGAGGCCUCGGAGGCCUCGGAGGCCCUGGGCGCGGCGGGGCUGCGGGGCCGCUUGAGGUCAAGCUUGCUCUCCUUGCUGAAGCAGAAGCAGUGGAACCAGAAGGAUCUGUCCAUGGCCGCCGCAGCCAUGGAGAGCCUGCUGAGUUUGGGGGCCACAGAAGAGGCGACUGUGGCCUUCCAAAAGCUCCACGGGCGCCUCACGCUGCGCGCCUUGCGCGCCUUGCGCGCCUUGCCCUCGGGCCGCGUCCUGCCGCCCAACGUGGGGAGCCACUGCACCCGUGAACUUCUGCAGGAGCUCCGCCUUGGCCCCUGCGUCGCGGGCUCCGCGGCCUGGGCGCCGUGGGCGCCGUGGGCGCCGUGGGCGCGGCGCUCUGCGCGGCUUUGGUGGCCGCGGGGCGCGGACGGGGAGCUGUCGGCGCAGCUGGUGGUGGCCUGGCUGGGGGCGGCCCUGCAAAUCCCGGCGGUGCAGGUCUCCAGGUGCCAGGGUCACCACCGCGGUCUCCCGGGAACGCCCGCGCUGCUUUCCUCGGUGCGGGCGGAGCACGACCGAAGCGCCCAUGCGGAGCGGCAGGCGCUGCCACGCGGCGGACGGCGGAAGGUCAUGUACACUCAGGACAUACGGCCCUUGCAAGCGGCAAGUCGCAAGCGGCUGGUACAAGCGCUGCUGAUUGUAGAUGCGAAAGGCCUGAGCAUGCAGCUGCUGCGCCAGCGCAGCUUGCUCAAAGAGAUCCUGCUGAUGGGCAAGGAUAAUUUCCCGGAGGCACUCAUCCCACCGAUUCCCACCACUUCCCCGGCUGCACCUUUGGAGCGGAAGGUGCGGAUUUUGGGGGAAGACUUCCAGCGGGGCUUGUGGGAGCAGGGCAUCGAGCCGGAGGCCUUGCCCGCCUUCCUGGGAGGCAAGAGCAGUGACCAUGGCCUCGGAGAGGCACGGCAGCUGCCGCAGAAAGCUGUUUGA